UCACAUUUAUUUGAAAUCUUUUUUUUUCGAUUUCUCAAAACAAGUGACACUGGCAGGUAGUGAUGUCAAGUUUCGUAAUGAAUAGUGAAGAAUAUAAUUAUUUUUAAAUAUUAAAUGAACCCGUGAUUCGUAUUACAAAGAAAUGUUCAACAAACCUUUUAAAGUUAAAUCUAAUUCCCAACUUAAAGCAUCGGAAAGGAAACGGUUUUUCCUCGAUGUCUUGAAAAGUUUUCCUCAGUUGACAGCAGAAGAAUUGCAAAAUGUCAUACCAAACAAGGAAGUGAUAAUCACUAUGAAGGUGCAGACUCACGGGGGGCAAAUUGUUCUUGUGUAUUGUGUGCUGAAAGAUCCAUUAGUAUUUGAGAUUGAGAAGGUUAUGUUCCCGACCGUGUACAUGUUGUGGAAGUUCCCUAAUUUGCUCCACACUUUCACAACAUGGCCGGAUGUUCUCCCGAGGGUUCUGGGCGGUGCCGACUUGAUGCUGCCCGGAAUCGUCCUGAAAAACGGCGCUCACAUAAAUGCGUACGGCAAGCUGAGCAAGGGAGAUAGGAUCGCGGUGAACAUGACGACGAACAAAGCUCCGUUCGCAGUGGGCAAGGCAGCUCUGUCGAGUUACGACAUGUACAUGUCCGGUAGGCACGGCAAAGCUGUCGAAAUCUUGCAUUUUGUGGGGGACGAGUUAUGGUCGAUCGGAACGAGGGUCACCCUGCCGGAAUUGGGCCCACCCGUCGAAAACGAAAGCAAUGAUGAAACCCUGGCAGUUGUUGAAAACAACACUAGGACUUUAAGAGAAGCAGAAAGUUAUGAAAAUGUUGUGUUAGAGUCGAGUAGAGUAGGGGCUAGUGACGAGAACAGUGGUGCUAUCUCUUUGGAAGAUGACCGUGUGGAUAAGGCCGUGGAUGCUCUAGCAGAUACUGUGGCGGGGCAGUCGCUGUCAGAAGAAGCGGGACUGGACGAAGAUGCUGUCGCGGAGGGAGAGAAACAGGUCGACGAGCAGGACCAGAUGGACAACCUUCUGACGUACUGCUUCAUGAAGGCGCUGAAGACCACAGCGAAGAACGCAGAUUUCCCGCUGCUGACGAGCAACUUCUUCAAGGUCCACAUGAUUCCCGCGUGUCCGGAGGGGAAGUCCCUGGACAUCAAGAAGUCCAGCUACAAGAAGCUGACCAAGUUCCUGGCGGCCAUGCAGGAGAAGCAGCUGGUGGCGGUGAAGGAGCAGACGAAGGGAGUGAUGACCAUCACGUCCGUGAACCACGCCCACCCGCUGCUUCGAGAGUUCGUGGUGGCGGAGCCCCCGCCGAGCGACGGCCAGCCCAAGCUGACGGUCAAGCCCGAGAUCACGGAGAUGUACGUCGCCACAGCCGCCGUCGUCCCUCUGCUGUCCCAGUUCCUGGUCAAGAAAGGUGACAAUCUUCAGGUGCCUACCAUUAGAAAGUACAUCACAGAAUAUGUAAAGCUGAAGAAUUUGCAAGAUCCUGGGAACAGAAAGAUGGUGAGGCUGGAUGACGUGCUGCACACGUGCCUGGGCGCCGCGCCGGAAGCGCAGGGCGUGUCCUGGGAGGACCUGAUUGCCGGCGUGCUGGCGCGCAUGACCCACUCCUACCAGAUGACCGCCGGCCAGACCAAGGUCACGGCCAAGGGCAAGCUGGAGCCCGUCGACAUCCAGGUCGGCAAGAGGACGGGCAACAAGAAGGUGACGCUGGUCAACAACCUGGAGUUGUACGGCGUGAACCUGCAGGAGUUUGCGCGCGAGUGCCAGCACGGCGUGGCGGCAAGCACGAGCAUCAGCGCCGUGCCGGGCAGGAAGAGCGCACAGCUCUUGGUGCAGGGGAACCAGGUCACCUUCGUGGCCAACCUGCUCAUGGGAAAGUACGAGAUACCAAAGAGGUACAUCAGAGGUCUUGAAAAUGCUCCAAAAACCAAGAAGUGAAAUGUGGUAACACAAAAGACUGCACAAGCUGUGAGUAUUUGUACAGAGAAAAGAAAAGUCUGCCCUGAAAAUAAUGCCGAGCCUGCCACGAUGUUGCGUCUGUAAACGUUUAAUAAAUUUACAUUUUUA
Molecule: messenger RNA, 2059 nt
Organism: Bacillus rossius redtenbacheri
Lineage: Eukaryota; Metazoa; Arthropoda; Insecta; Phasmatodea; Bacillidae
Gene: eIF2D
Product: eukaryotic translation initiation factor 2D
Exons: 6
Coding region: 143-1930 (595 amino acids)
Biological process (GO): translational initiation; formation of translation preinitiation complex
Molecular function (GO): translation initiation factor activity; RNA binding
Source: RefSeq, a predicted model, not a curated record